This is a messenger RNA of Terrapene triunguis (Three-toed box turtle), 2483 nucleotides long. RefSeq names its product coiled-coil domain containing 127 (gene CCDC127). The transcript has 5 exons. NCBI's taxonomy places the organism in Eukaryota, Metazoa, Chordata, Testudines, Emydidae. Bases 277 to 1068 code for a protein of 263 amino acids. The record is from RefSeq and is a predicted model, not a curated record.
GCUGCUCAGCUGGGCCUGGGGAGGUUUAUGCGGUGUCGCCUCUUCCUCGGCCGGGCUGUGCGCGGGAAGCGCUGUUGAGCUUCUAGGCUGCGCCUCCAGCGCGUGAGGCUCUGGGUCUAAAAUUACUUUAAUAAAGAAGCUGCAGUGUCCUAUUUUCUAGGCAAGUGGCUAAGUUGUACCUAAGUCUGCUAAACUGAUGUACUCGUUUUGGCACCUUUACAAGAGAGGACAACGACUCAUCAUAUUUGUGUAACACGCAGCAGUGGAGGUGUCUCCAUGAAUAAUUUAAAUGAUCCUCCAAACUGGAAUAUCCAGCCUAAUCCAAGGGAUAAUGGUGGUGAUGGCAACAAAUGGAAUUAUGCUUUGUUGGUUCCAAUGCUGGGAUUGGCUGCAUUUCGUUGGAUCUGGUCCAGAGAGUCUCAGAAAGAGAUAGAAAAAGAAAAAAAAGAAUAUUACAGAAGACUAACAUCUGUACAAAGAGAUCUUGAAUCAAAAUAUCGUGACAUAAUCACAGAAAAUCGUCGCACAGUCGCUCACUUGGAGUUGGAGCUUGAAAAGGAACACAACAGAACCCUGAGUUAUCGUGAAGCCCUAAUCUCCCAGAGUCGCAAAUUAGUAGAAGAAAGAAGAGUUCUAGAACAGGAACGUGACAAGUUAGAGCAAGAAAAACAGGUUCUGCGGCGCUCAGGGGCAGCAGGUGCCUUGUACCAAAGUUGUCUUGCAAAGGAAGCACAAUGGCAAAAGAGAGCUAAUAUUGUAAUAAAAGAAUUUGAAGAAGCACUUUUAGAAAGACAAGAUAUCUACUGCAGUUUUGUGCUGCCCAGAAACCAGCGACUAGAAAUAGAGAAAAAUUUGCUAGUUAGAGCAGCAACUGAUCCUGUUGCUAUGGAUAUAGAAAUGGAAAAUGGUUUAAAAGAUAUUUUUAAAUAUGAUACAUAUUGUGGUAAUGUGCUGAACACAAACAAACGUCAAAAUGGAAGACUAAUGUGGCUUUAUCUCAGAUAUUGGGAACUAACUGUUGAAUUAAAAAAGUUCAAGAGAGUAGAGAAGGCCCUGUUGGAAAAAUGAUGUGUGGGGAAAGUAGUGGCAUUUCAUGCACUAUGGCACAUGUAGUAUAUAAUGACUCACUGGUAUUGUAAAGCUGCUAAUUUCCUGUAGUACAUUCAUCUAUUUUUCCCCUCCUCAUUGCAACCACAUUUGCAGUACUCCCAUCCUUGAGAGUGUCUCCACUGUUGGUGCCUUUCCAUUGAUGGGCCAACCACAAAUGCUCACUAAGCAGUGCAGUUUACCCUGAGACUAUGUCAACUGAAAGACACGCUUUGUGUUCACAGCCAGGCUAGUAGAGAAUGCUCCCAAUUCCUGAUUUCCUGCAUGGCAGUGCAACAGCAUCUUUUUGUGCAACAAAACUCUCAGGAAAGUACUCGGAAGUGACGGUAAUAGUGAGAUUUCUUGUUAUAUUAUUUAGGUGUGAGAUGCUUUGUACCAAUGAAAAAAGUGUGCAAUCAUGUUUUCAAAUUAGAUUUGCAUUGUUUUCCAUGCUUGAUGUGCAAAUGUCACUUUACGCUACAUUAUACAUAAAAAUAUUUGCUUGAAAUACAAAGACAGGAUGCUAUUUAAAAUAAUACAGAAGGAAAAUAAAAACAAAGACUUUGAUGCUUACUGACGUUAAUGAUAAUGAGGGCAUGAUUGAUCUUAAAUCAGGAUUACAUAUGAGUUAUAAUCUAAAAGUUGCCACUUAAAGGGAAUUCAUACAAUGGGAAAGUAAAACAUUUAAUCACUUAUUUUUCCUUUCAGGUCUAGGUUACCAGUUUGGAUUUUGCCCACAUUGGUAUUGCUGAAGGCCCUAUUGCAUUGACUGAUUGAUCUCUAAUGGGUUGAUUAUUUUAAGCCCAUCUCUAUUAGACAGAUAUCCACAUCAUAAAAGCCAUCGUCACACGCAGCAGAGAUUUCAAGGAUUGAUUGGAUGUAGAGACUAAGCAACUCUCUUAUCCUUAUAAGUAGUCCCUCCAGAGCAAGUGUGGGAUUAUAUUACCUUGGCUCAUGCACAGUGAGGAGUUGGGCAGGGAGCAAAACCAUCUCCUGGACUGAUUUUGGGGAAGUAACUGAGCAAAAGAAAUUCUCAUGGAAUUUUCUUCCUCGACUUCCCUCAUCUGGGUAUUUCAGUCAUGGGGUAAUCAGCCCAGGAUUCUGACCUCACUGUAGAAUUAAACAGAAGAAAUUACUUAUUCACAGACAAAUAAAAAUAACAGCAAAGGACUGCAGAAAAUAAAAUAUAAAGGCUUUCGUUUUUCAAGUCUGCCCUGUUUAAAGUGCCUCUUGAAAUGUUUGUUCUCCUGCAAAAGGAGAAAACAUUAAUCACUUACAUAAAAAGCAAAAGGAAAAUGGAUAUACAGUAACUGAGAAGUAAAGUAACUGUGUUUAAAUUGAUUGUGUAGAUGUGUUUAUAUCAUUGUCAAUUUCUAUUAAAUAUUGUUUACAUUGCA